Messenger RNA from Melanotaenia boesemani (Boeseman's rainbowfish), 6740 nucleotides. RefSeq names its product E3 SUMO-protein ligase PIAS1-like. Gene Ontology annotation, molecular function: SUMO ligase activity; zinc ion binding; transcription coregulator activity. NCBI's taxonomy places the organism in Eukaryota, Metazoa, Chordata, Actinopteri, Atheriniformes, Melanotaeniidae. The transcript has 13 exons. The record is from RefSeq and is a predicted model, not a curated record. Bases 9 to 2141 code for a protein of 710 amino acids. Gene Ontology annotation, biological process: regulation of transcription by RNA polymerase II; protein sumoylation.
AAUACAAGAUGGCGGAGAGUGCGGAACUGAAGCAAAUGGUGAUGAGCCUGCGGGUGUCAGAGCUGCAGGUGCUGCUGGGUUACGCUGGGCGCAACAAGCACGGACGCAAGCAUGAGCUGCUCACCAAGGCGCUGCAUCUGCUGAAAGCUGGCUGCAGCCCAGCCGUGCACAUGAAGAUCAAAGAGCUCUACCGAAGACGCUUCCCUGCCAAAAUGGUCUCCCACUCAGAGUUAGCUCUCCCUGGUCCACAUCACCCGGCCUCAGCUGGAAUGGUUGGGGGAGGGGGGGCGGCACUGCCUGCUGGCCUGACACAGCUGGCGUAUGAGGGUCAUGCCGGACAUGGUGGAGCCCCGUCGCCUGCUGCCUUACUCCCCCUCUCACUGCUUGGUCCUGGAAAGCACGAGUUGACUGGACUGACGCACCACCUGCCCGCCUCAGCCACUCUGCAUCCGGUCCAUCCAGAUGUCAAGCUCCAGAGGCUGCCCUUCUACGACAUGCUGGAUGAGCUCAUCAAGCCAACCAGUCUAGCGUCAGACAACAGCCAACGAUUUCAGGAAACAUGUUUUGCAUUUGCAUUAACGCCACAGCAAGUUCAGCAGAUCAGCAGCUCAAUGGACAUCUCGGGGACCAAAUGUGAUUUCUCAGUUCAAGUUCAGUUGCGCUUUUGCCUGUCAGAGACAAGCUGUCCUCAGGAAGAUCAUUUCCCCCCCAAUCUAUGUGUGAAAGUCAACGGGAAGCCAUGUAACCUGCCGGGUUAUCUUCCUCCAACCAAAAACGGCGUGGAGCCCAAACGGCCCAGCCGGCCCAUCAACAUUACCUCACUGGUCAGAUUGUCCACCACAGUCCCCAAUACCAUCGUGGUGUCAUGGACAUCUGAAAUCGGAAGGAGUUACUCCAUGGCAGUUUAUCUGGUGAGGCAGCAGUCAUCUACAGUGCUGUUACAGAGACUACGGGCAAAAGGCAUCAGAAACCCAGACCACUCCAGAGCUCUCAUCAAGGAGAAGCUAACAGCAGACCCCGACAGUGAAAUAGCCACGACAAGCCUUCGAGUUUCACUGCUCUGCCCGCUGGGGAAGAUGCGGCUGAUGAUUCCAUGCCGGGCGCUAACAUGCUCCCACCUGCAAUGCUUCGAUGCCACACUCUACAUCCAGAUGAAUGAGAAGAAGCCCACCUGGGUGUGUCCUGUCUGUGAUAAGAAGGCCCCCUACGAGCACCUCAUCAUUGAUGGGCUUUUUGUGGAGAUCCUGAACAGCUGCAUGGACUGUGAUGAGAUCCAGUUUAAAGAAGAUGGUAACUGGGCCCCCAUGAGGUCUAAGAAGGAAGUGCAGGAGGUCUCCUCAGCUUCCUAUAACAACGGGCUGGAUGGCUCCUGUCGGACGUCUGAAGGCUCAGAUCAGCGGACCUCCUCAUCCUCCAGCCACAGCGACAGCAGCAACGGGAAGAAAGUGGAAGUGAUUGACUUGACAUUGGACAGUUCCUCGGAUGAGGAAGAUCCGGAUUCACCACCUCCACCUCCGCCUCCACCAAUACCCCCUCCUGUCAAAAGAGCGUGUCCCUCUUUGUCCCCAACCUCGCCACCCAUCAUUAAUAAAGGCGUGUUGAAUCUUCACCACCAGGCUUCACCUGUGAGCCGCACCCCCAGCAUGCCAGCGAUAGACACCGGCUACAUCCCUCCAGUCCCCCCUCUCAUCCAGGACUAUAGACCCUACUACCACACCCCCAGCGACCUGCCAGAGUUGAAUUUCUUCUCUUUUCUUCAAGGAGACAAUCAUCAGCAUUACAACAUGGUGAUGGCAGCAGCAGCCGCUGCCUCGGCCUCAGAUGACCACGAGCUGCUUCUUAACCGCUUCCUGCCCUACAGCACCUCCUCUUCCACCUCCCAGCUGUUCCUCGACCAAUCAGGAGCCUCCUCAGCCCCUUCGCUAACCGCGCCAAGCAACGGGGCGGUGAGCAACUCGGGCAGCAGCAGCAGCCUGGUGUCAUCUAGCAGCCUUCGAGAUACUCACUCCACACACUCAUCCUCACACACAAUCUCACACUCCUCGCACACACACCCCGGGGUGGUGGCCAGCCGGAGCAGCGCCGAAGCAGCGGUGGCAGCGAUUUACGGUGGGAUACCUGACAUCAUAUCGCUGGACUGACCUAGGAAAAGUCAAAACAGCUCUCGGGGCCCAGCUUUCAUGCAGUAACAAACCCAAUAACAAACUGACUGCAGGGUAAGGUUUGAUCCAGAAAUUAGACUUGGCCCCAAGUCAUCAAACUCUGAACUUUUGUGGAGUCACGAUGACAAGAAGAAGAGCACUAAUGACAUGAGUGGGUGACAUCACUUUAAGGGGUCAGCUGUGUGCUUUGUGUUGGUAUGCACUGACUUCCAGCAUGAGACCCCACAUCACUGCUCUACUGGCACCACCUGGCACAAACAGCAAAGAUGCUACCAGAGCAAAAACGUGAAGAUGGAAGGAUUCUUUUUUCUUUUCUUUUUUCUUUUUUCUUUCGUUUUUUUCUCUUUUUUUUUUUUUUUUUUUACAAAAAACCAGGAGUGGCAUCGUGUACAGAGAACAAAAUCUAUUUUCCUCUUUUACCUUUGUAUGUUAAAUCAGAACAUUUUCAGUCUAGUGAGCUGCUUCUGUCGCUGUUUUUUAAGUGGAGGACUGAGUUUUUUCCUCUUAAGAGCUUCUACAAAUGCCAUAUUGUCAUCUUUUUCUUCUCUCUUUUCUCUAUCCUGUUUAAAAUUUUCCAUCUGCAUUUCUCCAGCAUUAAGUUCUGUUUUUUUCUGUCUUGCUCAAGCUCAUGUUCAGAUUUAUUCCAUAUUAUGUUUUCCUCCAUUGACAAGAAUUUUUCACACGCUGAAUUUACAGUUUAAUCAUGUGCUUGUGAUUUUAAUAUGCAUUUAAGUUAUGUAUGAUAUUUAAACAGUUAUAUAUGCAUUCCCUUUGACCUUCAGGUUAAUGCUGGGAGUGUGACGGUGGAAUUUAGCCAUUUGUGGGGGUUUUAAUUUUCAUUUUCAUUCCGUGUAAAGACUCCGCCGGCAUACACCAUUUAGAUAUGAAACUAUUUAUAAUUGCCAAUUUAGACUUUUGAGCUGGAAGAUUUUCUUUUUUUUCGCUUUUUUUUCACAAUGCCAAAAAAAAGAAAAAAAAGGUACUUAGGAAAACGAUCGCAGUAGCCAGAGUGGAGUUGCAUUUGUGUGCCAGUGUUUUAGUCAGUUUCUUCAGUUUCAUUCAGUGGUGGUUUUCACCAUGUCCCUUUCUGUUGUCUUGCAUUCUCAGUUGACUGUUAAAGAGGAACUCCGAUGAAGCUGCCGUAGCAGUGACAUCGGGCCUUUUAAAGGACACAAGCGGCGUCCAUAGCAUGUGACCAAGUUUAAACUAGUGCCUGUUUAUGUGCGUGCUUCAAAGCGUGUUUUUUGGGGGGAAACUUCUAAAUUAAUGUCUUAAAUAUUUCCGUCUCUCAACCUUUGCCCCAGCAUUUUUCAGAAGUUGACUUGUUACCCAUCUAGGGAGUUAUCUUUGGGUAAAGCACUUGUGGAAAAGUGCAGAAAAGUGGAAGCAGGCAGUUUAGUGCCAUGGUUAAAGAAGGCGAUCUCGGCAUGCCAGCUUCAACUCCGUACAGAGCCAGAUCAUUUAAAAAUGCAUGGCCUGCCUGGAGCUGAAAGAAAGGGGAAAAAAAGGAAAAAAAAAGCCUAUGAAAUAGUCGACGUGUCAAAGCCAUGUGAAGAUGUUAGGAUACCUCGAAGCUGUUGGCGGAACACGCAGGGUUUGCUCGUGAAUGUAUUGUACUUUUUUAAGACUGGACACUCGUGGUUUUUGUUUCCGUUAGGUUUAUUGUCAGAACCUUGCUGCAGAUAUCCAUUGUAAACUGGUCCAAAUUCUGUAGAUCCGGUGUCCCUCCUGUCCUGUCCUGUCUGCACACCACCCCCCACCUACUCACCCCUUCUGCGUCCUUGAAAGUUUCCCAGUGUCAGCUGUUAUCAGCCUCUGUUCUUUCAUACGCCGGAGACAAGCAGCACACUUGAAAACCUAAUUAGCCCACCGAUGGUGAGAUAGUCACUUCUGACACCAGCCCCCUUCACCUCACAUCCCCUGUCCUGUUCCACGACCACUAACUGGGAGACGACACAGAAUGACUCCCCCACCCCCACCCCCCUUUUCUCUCUCCUUCUUUGGCAUUUUCGGCCUCAUUCCCUGCUCUUCUCAUGGGAAGCAACCCCGGCCUCUCCAGCUGACUCAAUCAUACUCUGGAACAAGAUUUGUGUAUUUCCUGUGUUGUGCAGUAUUUUAUUUAUUUUGUAAUCUUAUGUCUAUAUAUUAUAUUUUUACAAAUAUGUUCCAUGACUGAGUGUAAGCCACUGUCACUUGGGAGCUGUAGUGAUGUGAUUUUAUUUAAACUGCAUUAGAUGAUUAUUUGCCAGCAGCAUGACUUCCGAGGAAGGUGUUGUGCAGUGAUUCACCAUUGAAAUGCGACUGUAUUUUCUCAGAAGCUGACUGGGCUGAUGCUUUUUAAUAGGGGCACAAAACACAUGCCUAAUCAGCAUAUGCAUGAUUUAUUAUUUUAUCAGUUAAUUCAGGAUGUUGUGGGAGUUCGGGAAGCCAGAGAGGUAGAAAAAUGGGUUGUGCUGGUUCCUACAGAAAUGUAAAGCUGCUUUAAUCAAACUGGUUGGGAGAUACAAGUUUGAAUGUGCUGCAUGGCAUCAUUUCUGAAGCCAUUUCCAGGUGGCUUACUGGGAUUGUUAUACAGUUUGACUUAAUUAUCACAUCGUUGGGUCCAAAUUUAAUGUAUAAAUUGCUGCAGAUUUGAUCCCAUCUGCUUCAGCUGUUUAGCAAAUAUUAACAUGCCAAACAGAAAUGGCGAAUAUUAACCUGCUGCACAUCUUUGACUCCUUAUCUUUGUCUUUCCUCUUAAUUUAACCAACCAGUACAAGCUGGGUGCUCUGGGCUUUAGUUCAUCUAAAAAAAAAAACACACAUUGACUGGAUUCAAAAUCUGAUUACAGCUAAAGGUCCAGAAACCGCUAUUUCAUCCAUACUGUGAUUUCAUAAAAAGAAAACACCCCAAAAAGUUCGUAUAAACUGUCCCUUGUUUCAAUCAACUUUGAUUGAAUUUUAAACAUCUCUGCCGCUGUUCAGUUUGAUUCCAGCUUUCAACAUUUAGUAAAACUGGCAUCAGGUUUGUUAAGUCAGCAUCUGUGGUGGCGGUAACAGACUUGGAAGGAGCCUUUUAAAAGGAGAAACUGUUAUGUCAAAUGUCACAUUUUUAACCAAGAGCAAGCACAAAAUAUUUUCUCCUAAUCGUCAGUUCAGUAGCAAAAUGCCAAAAGUAUAUAACUAUAUUCAGGGGGAAAGCAUCAAGAGACAUGUGAUGCUUGCUGGUACAGACUUGUUGCAGAUAAAACACAAAAUCCAGGAAAUGUUCUUUGAGUAUACUUUGACAGAAUUGGCUACAAGCUGCACAAGAGCGAGACUUUUUCUGACUACAUAUAAUUAUAUGGUAAUUGUGGUUGGGUUCAGCUAAUAUGCAACCCUGUGAUUUCUUCAACAUGUCCCUCUGGGUUUAAAGAAAUGAUUCCCAUCAGUCAAUCUAAGGUUAAAAUAUCCUUUUUUAAAAUAUCAUAUUUGAAAGACAUAUUUAAACUAGAUUAUUUUGAAUUUUCUGUUUUUUAUUUUCCUUAUUUUUCUUUUAUUUUUAAGAUUUUAAAGCCGGAUGCAGAAAUCAAGUAUUAUUUUCACACAACAGUGAGCAGAAAGCUUACCAUCCGUCACAGGUUUUAACUCGUGGUACAAACUCGGCCUGAGUUUGUGCCUUUAUUAUGACUUCUUACCUGUCUGCUCUGCUGUUGAAGAUUUCUGUAACGUUUGCUUGAAAUUUUUUCACCAGUGUUUGGAUGCUUGAUAAGAUGCUCAAUGUAACUGACUGCAUUUGAUCACAACUUAAUUUAUUGAUGCUUCAGUCCUCAAGUCUGUCAUGCAGUUGAAUAUGGUGACUCACGUUAAGUGCGAGUGCAGACAGAGUUGAAUGUGUUCCUGUUGAAGUGCUCUACAUACAAGGGUCUGUAUGGGAUUACCAAAAAGUCCGAUCCUCCUCCUCCUCCCCUCCAGAGUCCAGCGCUCCCUCCUGUGCUUUGAUUAGUGGUAAAUGUUUUUUGUAGAGAGCAAGCAGUUGUUAUUGAGUUUAGGAUUUCCUUCUUUCACUCUAUAACAAAAGAACUUUGUUGACAACCUUGAUAAGCAGCUCAACUCUAGUCAUCAUGACCUUAAAUAAAAGGGAAACGUGUGUGUAUAUUAUGUCUGUAUGGGACCCUAAAAAGGAAAAGUUCAGAUCCAAACAUUGGGUGUUUGAUGUCCGUUUGUAUGCUUUUGUGUGUCAGUUCAGAGCGAAAGAAUAAAAUAAUUUAUAUAUUUUUUAGAAAAUUAAAGCUGUACUACUAUUAAAAAAAUGACUGUGGCCAAUGAAGAGUCUCACACAACUGAAAUGAUCUCUAAGUCAGACUCGAGUCAACAUCUGCACUCACUGCCUUAUUCACAGGUUUUUUUCACAGCUCCAAAAUAAGAAAAAUAAUAAUAGUAAUAAAUAAAAAGGCUUUUCAAGGAGGGAAAGGAGAAGUGUACAGAAGACCCAUGUCAGUUUGUACAAAUAUACCAAGUGAAAAAAAAAUAUUUAUUACCUGCAUUGAAAGAAAUUGUUUACUUAUUGAAUGUUACUUGUUUAUGUAGAAAAGUAGAUGUAAUAAAAUGCAUUCUGCUA